AGCUUACAGACGCAUCUCCACACGCGCGCAGUUUCCCUCAGUCCCAACCUGAGAGGGGAAUCCUGAAAGAUAGUGUUGCUUUUUUGUUACUCUGGAAAUGGAAGUCUGCGGGUGCUGUCAUUAAGAUAAUGCUUCAAGAUGAAAAGUCAAGUGAAGGAAAAAAGCGAGAGAGUUGAUCGUGACCUCGGAGAAAAAAAAGCGCAUGUUUCCAAAACUGCAUGAAUUCCGCGGGAGGCGCGCAUCACACCACCGGGUACCGGAGAGGAUAACAAGGCGCACAGAGGCGCACGGACAUCAGCUCUCCCUCAUUCAACAUGGACGGCUACUACAAUUGGACGUCGACAUCUGAUAAUGGCAGCACGUCUUCCUCCCAGCCCUACCCCACUUACCCCAACUACCCUACCGACAACAUCUCAGAGGUGGCUGCGCCUAUGCCCUUUAGCGUGGUCACUGCAGUCGUCUACACCAUCGUCUUCAUUGUGGGUCUUCUGGGUAACACGUUGGUCAUCUAUGUGGUGGUUCGCUACACCAAGAUGAAGACUGUGACCAACAUGUACAUCCUUAAUUUAGCCUUGGCAGAUGAACUCUACAUCCUGGGAAUUCCCUUCCUAGGCACCAACAGUGCACUUUCCUACUGGCCUUAUGGGGAUUUCUUCUGCAAGGUGUGCAUGACUGCUGAUGCCAUGAGCCAGUUCUCGUCCACCUUUUGUCUGACGGUGAUGAGCAUUGAUCGGUAUCUGGCUGUGGUUCAUCCCAUUCGCAGCUCUAAGUGGAGGAAGCCACAGGUGGCCAAGGUUUUCAAUGGCAUGGUGUGGGUCGUGUCCUUUCUGAUUGUGCUGCCAGUCACGAUCUACUCCCACGUACAGGUGGAGCUCAACACCUGCAACAUAACCUGGCCUGAGCCUCAUGAAUUGUGGUCGAUUGUCUUCAUCCUUUACACAUCCAUCCUGGGCUUCUUUGGUCCUCUGGUUGUCAUCUGCCUCUGCUACCUGCUCAUUGUGGUCAAGGUGAGGUCAGCAGGUGUGCGUGCAGGACUGACUAAGAGACGCAAGUCGGAGCGUAAGGUGACGCGCAUGGUCGUGAUCAUCGUGUUGGUGUUUGUGUUUUGUUGGCUGCCUUUCUUCACUACCAACAUUGUCAACCUGAUUCAUAUCAUUCCUGAGAGCAACACCACCGCUGCAGUCUACUUCUUCCUGGUCAUCCUCACCUACGUCAACUCCUGCGCCAACCCUAUCCUCUACGGCUUCCUCUCUGACAACUUCAAGCAGAGCUUCCAGAAGGUUCUCUGCUUCCACAAACCAAAUGGUGUUGGUACGACCGGCCAGGUGGGAGGUAGACAGACUUCCCCCAAGGAAAACCACAAUCCUGUGUUCUCACCCAGAAAUCCCACACAGAAUGGAAAAACACAGCAGCCUGUCCAGAUGGAGGUAAUUGGAGAUGCUGACAAUGAGCCUUUAACUUUGAAAACAGAGGUGAAUGGCCAGCCGUCACUAUGAGUUUUCAAGCUGACUCACCAUUUAUUUGAGCACUACAAUAUGGGACUGGGGCUAUUUUCUUCUGGAACUUUCAUUGAUUGGAAUUUUCCGUGUUUUUCGAUGAUCCCCCUCCUAUCACCGGGACAAUUGUGGACAGGACCAGAGGAGCACAGUAGGAGAGACAAUGGGCAGCAUUCAUUACAGAUGUCUGGAUUUAUUUUUUCUCUUUAUGUCUUUGUACUUUGUAAACUGGCUGUGCUGUGCAAAUCAUUAGUUUAUGUAAGGAUGCAACAUCUCAGUACAAUACAGUUUUAAGACUUUAAAAUGCUGUAAAUUCUCAAAUUCAUUUACCUUAACUGCAGAGAUAAUCACUUUUAUUUUCAACCAUGCUUAUAUUGGAAACAGCUUUUUUCCCUCCAAUAAAGGUUUUAUAUUUCAUCAUAUUUUAGCAAGAAACCUUGUUUUCUGAUCAGCUUCUGCUUAAUUUGCUGCUGAUGCAUUUCGCUAUCAAUGCAAACUCAUCACUUCCUCUAUUUGUAUCUGUUCUCUUGAUAAAUUCAGUAAAAUGUACAUUUUUACAGCCUACAUAUCUCUGCCUGUUUUUCACCAGGUCUUUAUGGGUAAUCAGGAUAUUAUUUGAAUCUCUUUUUUUUUAUGUAAUAUGUGCUGCUUUAGUGAGCACUGUUGUGUUAAUGUCGGUUAACCAUAAAGCAGGUUGAAAAAUUGUUUAUAGUAUUAUGUUUCUUUUGGCUUGUUAGUUUUGGCUUUUGGUGACAUUUUGAUUUCAGUGUUACAAAGCUGUGAAAAAUGCCGUGAAUUAGCUCAGCCGUGUGUUGUGCAUUUAUCUCUUCUCUGACAAAACAGCAUCUGCUGGAGUGGAAGACAUGGUGAAGUUAAGUCGUCAUCGUUUAGUUGUCGGACUAUGAACUGUGACAUUUGAUGACAACGUUAUUGGGAAGUUCUUGGACGACACUGUAGAAUCUCCUUAGCUGUAACUUGAUGUUUUGACGAUGUUUAUGGUUGAGUUUGAACUUAUUUGAAAAAAUACUCAGUAAGAUAGACCUGUGGAAACAUGGAUACCUUACAGGAGACAACUGUUUUGUGUAGCCUAUUAAAACACUGUGAAUUUUAAAAUAGUGGGUCAUUCUAAAUAUGGAUAUAGAGUUCCAUGACAAAAUUUUAAAAAAUGCUAACUUAGUCACUCUGUUAAAGAAGCCAUUAUGAAUAUUAAGUCUGUUUUGCAUGUUCAACCUGCAUUGAUGCUUAGCCCAGUCACCAGAAGAAAAUGUUGGUCUUGUACAUUUCUGCACGGAUGCCAUUACAUUUGCACGUUUCAUACCUAUCCAUACCUAUCAUAUCAACGUGUACACAAUAUAUGUGCUGAAUUUGUCAUCGGAAGGUGGAGGGAACAGCGGAUGGCACGACGCCUAGAAAACAGACGACGAGCUGAAGGACACCGCAGGAACCACUGUUUGAAACCAAGAAACACCAGCCCAAACAUGUCCAAGCCAAAACAUGAUCUUCACCUAAUCAUAAUCAAUUUGUGUUUGUGCCUAAAUGUAACCAAACGUGAACUACAGUGUUUUUGAGAGGUGUUAAGUUUCAGCAUAUCUACUACAUAAUAACAUACAAAUGCAGCACGGUUUGCAGACAUUCAAUGGCAGCACGUUUUUUUGGUGAUUGGGUUGCAAAGCUACGAAUUACAAUGCAGGGCUGCUGACAUGAGCCUGCAUGAAACAAAGCUCUUGUACAUCUAAUCCCAUGAAUGAAUAGUUGAUGUUUCUAUUCGCUGUGAUUUAUCAAUACUAUAGCAGGAUUAUUUUUCAGAGUAAAGCACUUUAUCGUUAUUUCCUGUCGAAACAGAACAAUGGCAGCUUUAGGUUUGAAUGUUUAUGUCAAUAUAAAUCCCUUUAGUUUCAUUUUUGGGGAUUUGUUUAGUUAAAAUAGUUUCACUGCAGAAGCAGUCAACGAGAAGCAGAAUCUUUUUUUCCCAGUUCAUUUGGACAGAUUUAAAUGUAUUAUAUGAUACGACUUUAGAACAAUGGCUUGGGGAAAAAAAAAAGAUUCACAUUAAAAUCUAAUCAGCAAAAUGAGGUUUCCCUGUGAGCUGACUUUUUAUUUGUUGUUUAUGGUGGUGGGUUAUUGAAUCUUCAGUCUGAAAUGUUUUGUUUGUUCCCAGAUUAAUGAUCUAGCAACCAUUUCACCGUUUCUUUAAUAAAUGCAAUUGUAUAAAAAAAA
Molecule: messenger RNA, 3713 nt
Organism: Plectropomus leopardus (leopard coralgrouper)
Lineage: Eukaryota; Metazoa; Chordata; Actinopteri; Perciformes; Serranidae
Product: somatostatin receptor type 5-like
Biological process (GO): neuropeptide signaling pathway; regulation of insulin secretion; cellular response to glucocorticoid stimulus
Cellular component (GO): neuron projection; plasma membrane
Molecular function (GO): somatostatin receptor activity; neuropeptide binding
Source: RefSeq, a predicted model, not a curated record